AUGGCGGCUGCGGCUGGGCAGCCGACAAUGGUGGACAAGGGGAAAUCCGGAUCGACGGUCCAGGAGUUCCCGGGGCUCGGACCGGUAGAGGGAAGCAGGGAAAACAGCUCAGACCGGGGAGGUGAUGAGUUGCCGGUCCUAUUUCCCGGACCGGUGAGUGCGGAUAGCUGCUGCCGACUGGUGUGUGAGCUCCUGAAACAUGUCCUGUACCAGAGGCAGCAGUUACCACUCCCUUAUCAACAACUGGCUUUCUUCAGUCGGACUGACUCUGGCCUGGCGGACAAUUCCAUGUUGUCACAUUCGAGGAAAAAUGAACAGAAUAACUGCAAGAAGUUUCAGAAGGUACUGUCUGAGCUCGAUGAGAUUUUCCAGAAUUUGGAGGCACUGUUCAUGCUGACACUGGUUCCUUGUGUGCACAUUCUGUUGGGUGGAAAUAUUGUUAACCCAAAGGAAAUGUAUGAGAUUAACAUGGAGCGGAUUGUCUUUGGCAGCUCUGAGGAGAGCUUGAAAACAGUCUCCUGCAUCCGAAAACUUUUCCACACACUGUUUGUCAAGGACAUCUUCAAUGAAUUGAAAUCCAUUCCUCUGAUGAACACUGUGCUACUUGUCCAAGGUCACAGAGAUUGUGGAGUUCAGUGGUUCCGACCCAAACUUAACUACAGAAUUCCAAACCGCACCAGGAAGCUGGUUAUUAACCUCACUUGUGAUACUGUGAACUUUACAUCAACUCAGCAGACAAGACGUUAUAACCAUGAUGACUAUAUCUGGUUUCAAGCACCUAUAACAAUCAAGGGAUUUCAUUAAUUACCAUAACAAUCUUUUCAAUAAUAGGUGUAUCUUUCUGCAACAUAUAGGUGAUGCUUUUUAAAUUAUAAUAGGCUUUUUGAAGUUUAGCCCUUAUGUCAAGUUAGAGGAAGAAUAGUACUGUAAGUUUAUCUCAAUUGGACCUCUGGGUGACCCUUUCCAUUGGAAGAAGAUAUUAAUCAUGAUGCUAAAUAUUAGAGGUAAGAAUCUAGUAACACAUCAAACUGCUAAGUUGAAUCAGAAAAUGAGGUAAUUGGUUUUAAGUGGUAGAUAAUACUAACUAAAUUGCAUUGUUCAAUAAAGGUAAAGUCGUCCUAGUCUUAUUAGGUGAAAGAGCUGCUUUCUCAUUACAGAGAGAUGACUGAUGGUGGUUUAACCUGAAAGUUACCAUUGCCUCAAGCGAGGGGAGAGGUUGAGAAGGGGAGUCCUUUAUGGUAACCUUUGCUGAUGCAGAAAUUGAGCCCAUACUGUUCCCAUCACUCUGCAUUGCCAACCAGCCAUCCAGCAAACUGAGCUAACAUUGGCAAUUAUGGAACUGAUUGAUAAACAGAAGGAGUCAGAAUGUCUGAUUUGGUUGGUUUUUGCAUUCUUGAGCUAAAGUUGGGAAUAAGCUUGAGUUUCUAUUCUUGAAAGUGAUCCAAUGAAAAGGAUUAGGCUCUGCUUUGAACCAUUGCGUACUUGACCUGUCCAGGUUGGUGCAGCGUGAGGGUAUUUGAUCAAGAUCCACAAUGGUAACUGAGUCUCUAAAAGAUAGGUGGAGUAGGCCAUGUGAACUAUUCAACCCCUUCCACCAUUUAAUAAGACCUUGACUUUACAACUCCAGAUUCCUUCUUAUCUCCAAAUUUCUUGAUUCAAUUAUGCUGUUGAGGCCAUCAGUUUUUGUAUUUUCUUUCCCAUGUUUGGUUGGAGCGGAGAGUUACAAUUGAGAAUUAAACUUCAGUUUGCAUUGUUUUUAAAAAAGGAAAGAACAAAAGACUGUUUUCUAUUGGAAAUUAGCCUGAAAAAAUAUGCAGAUUAAGUACUGCUUUAAGAACACUAUAGAUGAACUCGCACCAAAAUGUUAUGCUUCGGAACUGGCAGCGAGUUGCAUGUUGAAUUGGCCAAUCGAGGGAGAACUGGUGUUGGGCAGCUAACGGGAAGUUGAAAAAGAAAGAGAAAGCAAAGAGGGAAUUGACUGUGAUCGGCCAGGAAGGAGGCAGGUUUGCUUUAGAAGCUGCUGCACUGGUUUUAUUCUGUCUAGUCAUUCUCCAGCUAUCAACUUACUGAAAGCUCUGAGAAAAGAAUCCCAGUUGUAAGAAAUAAGUCUCCAGUGAUCUGCAGAAGCUAUUUACAUUAAUCAGUAACUUUGGAAUUCAAGCAAGACAUACAGUUUGACAUGCCUGUAAUGCAACUCAUCAAAGGAUUUCAUGAGGUCUAGUAGUCAUUGUUGAAACAGUUAUUGAACUGGGAAAUUAAGAAUUUUUUUUCUUUUUUUUAAUUUAUCCCUAUUCAUUUGUUCUAGCAGUUACAUUAUUAAUACAUUGUUAAUUUUUGUUUGUUAUAAAUAUGUCCAAGAUUUGUUAUUUGUAAAGUCUGGUUAGGAACAAUUGAGUAAUUUUGAGAAUUAUUGAAUCUUUUAGGAUCACUGUGUUGCAAAUCCAGUGAUAAUAAUUUGGUUUGGCUUGUUAUCUGUGUCAUAACCGUGCUUUUAAAAAAAAUUAUUGGCCUUGGACUUUGAUAUGCUCAGCACUGCCCUUUGGGUAGAGAAUUCCAAAGAUUCAACUUUGAUUAUUCCUUCAAAAAAUAUUUAAAAACAAAGUAAUGUGUGUGUGAAAAAUCAAUGUAAAGAAUGAUCUAACAUUUUAUCAGUUUUUCCAAACAUGGUGCUCACAAUCAAUGUAUUUUGAAUGAAUUUUAAAACACAG
This is a messenger RNA of Hemiscyllium ocellatum (epaulette shark), 2708 nucleotides long. RefSeq names its product MAD2L1 binding protein (gene mad2l1bp). Gene Ontology annotation, cellular component: nucleus. Gene Ontology annotation, biological process: regulation of exit from mitosis. The record is from RefSeq and is a predicted model, not a curated record. The coding region runs from base 1 to 804 and encodes 267 amino acids. The transcript has 2 exons. Lineage: Eukaryota; Metazoa; Chordata; Chondrichthyes; Orectolobiformes; Hemiscylliidae.